AUGGCAAGGCUGUCAAUCAGUAAGGGAGAGGGAACAGCUGAGACGACGAUGAGUGAUCGAGGACAAGUUUUGUUCGGGGAACAGUUGUCAACAUUUGGACGAGUUUUGGUCGAUGCUGAAACGUUGAAUGGCGAUGGAAAC
Molecule: messenger RNA, 141 nt
Organism: Strongylus vulgaris
Lineage: Eukaryota; Metazoa; Nematoda; Chromadorea; Rhabditida; Strongylidae
Source: the annotation of a GenBank genome assembly